Molecule: messenger RNA, 4895 nt
Organism: Dermatophagoides farinae (American house dust mite)
Lineage: Eukaryota; Metazoa; Arthropoda; Arachnida; Sarcoptiformes; Pyroglyphidae
Source: RefSeq, a predicted model, not a curated record
AUGAAAAUUCCUAUCGUACGUAAUGAGCUUCAUAUUGGCAAGAUUUCAAUCGACAAUCAUGGCCAACUAUAUCUUUGUAAGACGAUCAAUACAAAUCUUACUCGAUCCAUUGAUAUUAUUGUUCGAUUGGAAGUUUUUGCUGGUCCAAAAUCGGUACAAAUAGAACAACGAUUGCCUGCACAGGAUGGACAUUUUCAUAGUGUUAAUAGUGAUAAUUCAGAUAACCAUCCGGAUAUGACCAUUAGCAAUAAUAAUCGUACAUGGCAUUCAAUCGAACUACUCGAUCACUAUCUACAUCGUCAUGGUUCGUUGACGGAAUCCAUGAAGAUAGCCUCAUCAUCAUCAUCAUCAUCAACGGCUGAAACAGCAGCAUCAUCUUCAUCAUCAGUAACCAAUAAUAAUCCAUGGACACACGCAAAAAAAUCAUUUCGUUUACGUUCUGGUUUUGAAUUCGAUUUCACAUGCCAAACAAAUGGAUCAUUACCUGAUGCUCAAAUAUUCUGGUACCUACGAGAUAUACAUACAAAUCAUCUUCGUAAUAUUACAGAAUUCAGUAACAUGUUCCAGAAUGGUCAUAAUACAUUGAGCUAUCUACGUAUAGUGCCUCAAUACACCGAUAACAAAGCCAACUUGAUUUGUCAAGCAUACAAUCCAGCCAUGUUACAUGAACUAAUAUUAAACUUGAAACUAUGGUCAAAUCAAACGACAAUGUCCGAAUCAUCAUCAUUAUCGUCCGUACAGAUGGAAUCGUCCGCGAAUCGGCCCAACUUUUCAUCGACAAUUUCAUCAUCAUCUUCAUUGCCUUCAAUUUCGUUAUCAUCAUCUUCUUCAGAGAAUGAUGAUGACGGUCUCUUAAAUCAGGACUAUUUGAAUUCCAUUAUAACAAAUCUAAUGAUACACUAUGACGAAGAAGAAGAACAACAACAACAAUAUUUUCAUCAUCAUCAUCAUCAACAACAACAACAACAACAACAACAAUUUGCUACAUCAAGUAAAAAUCUUUUAAAACAAUCAUCGUACUACUUGAAACAUUACCCAUUUCAACUCUUUACUUCCGUUUAUCUUGAUGUUAAUUACAAGCCAAUCGUAUUGAUUAAAGUUUUAAGUGGUGAACAAAUGUAUCAAGAGGUAUCAUCAUCAUCAUCAUCCAAUUCUAACAUAAAUAAUAAUUAUGGUUAUAAUACAAACGUAUCCUCAUCUAAUAUUGGUAAUAAUGGCGAAAAUCAACAAAAAUCAUAUUCAAAUCAUAGUGAUCAGCCAACAACAACCACUACUACAAUGAUGGAACAUUAUUAUCGAUUCAAUGAAAUGUCGGAAAUAUUUUUCAAUUGUUCAAUAAAUUCGAAUCCUGAUGCACAUCGUAUUGAAUGGUUUAUGAAUGAAAAAUUGAUUCAUACCGAUAUACCGAAAGGAAUCAUUAUAACAAAUACGAAUCGUACAUUGAUCAUAUCACCAUCACAACGGCGAUCAUCAGGAUUAUAUCAUUGUGCAGCCACAAAUAUUCUUGGCAAAACUGUCAGCGAUCGAGUUCAAAUCGACAUUCUUUUUAAGCCUCAAUGUCAAGUGGAAUUUGUUCAAACCUACUAUCAAAAUCUGGAUGACUAUGUACAACUUAAAUGUCAUAUCAUAGCAAAUCCAAGUGAAAAUGUUCAAUUCACAUGGCGUUUCAAUGAUACUGUUUUUAUUGGUGAUUUCAAUAGUGCCUAUACUUCAUCCUCAUCAUCAUUAUCGAGUGAAUCUUUUGUUGAACAUGUAUCCAAUGAUAUUCAAGAUAUAUCGUCUUCAUCGUCAAUUGAAGAUGUCAUUGAUCAAGAAUUUAUGAUGAAUCACGAUAAAACGAUCAACAACAGCAAACGGAAUAAUAAUCGCAGAUGGAAAAUACCCCGACCUAAAUCUACAUUGAUACAUACGACCAUCGAUCAUCAACAUCUAAUAACGAAUGUGAUUCGAAUACAUUUGAAAAAAUGGUCAAGUUUUGGUCAAUUUACAUGUACAGCAAAAAAUAAUGUUGGUAUUCAGAGUGAACCAUGUCGUUGGCAAUUAAUACCACAUCAUUAUCAUACACAUUAUCGUAAUAGUUAUGAAUCAUCCAUGAAUAUUAUUCAUGGUAAUCGUCAUCACUUUCAUCAUCAUCAACAGCAACAACAACAAAAAUCACAAUCAUUGAUGCAACAAUUUUCAUCGUCAUCAUCCCGAUUACCGAAUCAAUUGAAUAAUUGUCAUAUAAUUGAAUCAUCUAAUGCUGUAGUAAUCAAAUGUUCAAAUGGUGUCGAAGUAUAUGAACGAACAUCCGAUUCUUCAAAUCAACAUCUGGAUUCUAUACAAACGAUGAAUAUGAAUGAUAGCCAUUAUCGUAGUAAUCAUUACCAUAAUCGUCAUCCGAAUAAUAAUAAUAUUUAUGAAUAUUCUAAUGGUGGUCUAUCUAAUCAACAAGUUCGUCCGCUUUUAACAUAUCAUGUACAAGUUUUUCGUCUAUCAAUGAACAACAACAGCAUCAUCCCGAUUAUCAAAACUUUGGCAAACGAUAAAAUUAAUGAAAAAAUAGCAAAUAAUAAUUAUGAUAAUGAUACGCCCAACAAUAAUGAUCAUUAUGAUGGUGCUAUAGAUGGUGAUGAUGAUGAACAUUUUGAACAAUAUUCACAUCAAAAAUCUGAACCAAAAAAAUUAAAAAAUCCAACCAUAAUGAAUCAACCUGAAACAAAAAAACAAAUUGCCUCAAUACAUGGUGGCUCAUCAUCUCAUGGUGAAUCACGAACAGAAAUUACGUCGACAACAAAGACGACAAUGACAAACAAACCGUUACCGAUAAUGGAAACGCUUAAUUUCACAAAUCCACUGUUUAUUAUUACUAAUUUAACUUCAUCAACAUCGUAUUUAUUACGUAUUUGGUCAAGUAAACAACAUAUGGAUGAUUCAAUGAUUGAACAGGUGAACAUAACGGUUCGUACGAAACCGGAUGAUGAUGAAUUUGAUCAAAAUCAUCAUCACCAUCAACAACAUGGUGAUCGAUCAAAAAUGGAUCAGAAAUCAGUGAAAAUUUUUGAUAAUCUAUUAUCAUUUAUAUCAUUUGGACAUAAAGAUUUAUUUAUCAUUUUGGUUAUGAUCAUAUUGUUCAUAUUUAUCAUCAUCACUUUGACUUAUUCAAUACGUUUUGCACGAAAAGUUCAUCAUCAUAGUCAUGGCAAAGAUAGACGUGAUGUGAAUGAUAACUACAAUGAUAGCAAUGACGACGAUGACCACAAUAACAUUGUGAACAAUAAUAAUAAUCAUAAUUUGAAUGUUCAUCAUACGAAUGAAAAUGAAAGAUCAACACCAUUAUCAUCGGCAAUUAAUGUAUUUGAAACUGCCUUAUGUGAAAUGCGACCAGAAACACUUGAAAAUGAUUUAAAAUGUAAAAAUUCAUCCACAACACCAUCAUCAUCUUCAUCGACAAAUAUAACGACAACAGGUGCUUCUGUAGCUAUCACAAAUCCAUAUUCAGCCAUAAUGGAUACAUUUAAACCAUAUCAUGUGAAUAUGGAAAAUUUAUCCAAUGAUCAACAUUAUCAAUCACAUCAGCCAGCUACUUCAUCAUCGGCUUUAAUUAUCAAAUGUGAUCUUCCAGAUUCGUCAAUAAUUACAUAUCAAAAUUAUUUAUUUCCAUUGACAACAUGUGAAUCAACAUCGGCUACAACAACGACAACAGCAACUACGACGACGACGAAUAGUAUGAUGGAGGAUAUAUCUAUGAUGGCCACCACCAAUAAUGGUGCAUGUAUUUCAAUUGAUUCUGCAAACGUUGUCAAUAAUAAUAAUAAUAAUAACAAUGCUUUAGAUACGAUCGCCACAAAUGUAACGAAUAAUAAUAAUUCUCACUCAUACACAUUUGAAUCGACCAACCAACAGCCACAUACGGCAAGUUUUACACGAAAUGAAUUCACAAUGAAUAUGACUGAACCACCAGCAACAACAACAAUGUUGGAACAACGGAAUUACCAUCAUCUUCACGAUCUGAUCCAUAACAACCAUCAUCAUCAUAACAAUAGUAAUCAUCAUCAUCAUCAUCAUCAUCAUGGACAUUCGGCUGUUGUCAAUGAUUCUCGAAUGAAUAGCGGUGCUGAUGAUGGUGGUAAUGGCGUUGAUAAUGAAUCAUUUUUACUAUCGAAUUCAUUUCAAUAUCCCUUGAGUGUAAGAAUCGUGCCAACCGAUAUUAAUGAUGCCAACGUUUCAAAUGCUGUUGCUACUGCUGCUCAAUUUGCUACCGGAUCAACAACAGAUAUUUAUGAUAUGAAUUCAACCAAUAAUAAUAGCAAAACGAAUAAGAUCCAUACAUUAGUAUGAGAAACAAACUGAAAAAAACUAUCACAUUAGAGAAUGUACCUCAAGGCGUUUCAAAUAGAAUUCGCAUUGGGAAAUUGUCAUCAUACAAUACGAUAUGAUAUCAUUCUCAUCAUCAUCAACAUCGAUUGGAUCGAUUUCAACCAGAUAGUCAUUAAUGGACAAACAAGUCGAACAUCAAUGAUCACCAAUUUGAUAUUAUUACUACUACGAACUCUCAUUCAUUCUGUUGCCGUUUUUUUCGCUGCUGUGAUGCAUCCAACCGGAAUAAAAAUUCGUCCAUUUGAUUUUCAGACUUUUGUUUCGGAUUGAGCUACACUGGACGAUGAACAAAAUGAAACAAAAGAAAAAAACUUUGUUCACGACAAAAGAUGAUGUGUGAUGAUUACAAAGUUUGAUGAUGGCAUCCAUGAAUGGAAUUGAUGGGUGUGAGAAAAAAAUGGUGUAGCAUUGAUUUUUUUGUCUCAUCAAAUACAUGGCUUACAUGGACCGGCUAAUCGAUUUGAUUCAACUAUUAUACGUUUACAAUGGAUUUUAUUAUCUCUGUGUAACCGAAUAAAAAGGAAAGAGAAAAAAAA